This is a messenger RNA of Cadophora gregata, 1299 nucleotides long. RefSeq lists its product as uncharacterized. The transcript has a single exon. The record is from RefSeq and is a predicted model, not a curated record. Lineage: Eukaryota; Fungi; Ascomycota; Leotiomycetes; Helotiales; Ploettnerulaceae. The coding region runs from base 298 to 1299 and encodes 333 amino acids.
GCGGGAAUAUUUUUACAAAGCCAUUGAUUUCCAGCAAUGAACAAAAGUUCAUAGCGGUAUAUCCGCCUUACCCAUAUAUUUCCCAAGGCUGCUGCAAGAGUACACUGUUUUGAGUCCAUAGGCAGACAGAACAAAAAAAACAGCUAUCUUUAAAUACUAAGUCGUCCAAAAUAUUGUACUAAACAUCGAAUAUCCAGGUCAAACACUAUUUUUCACAUACCAGCCAAGACUAAAUCAAGGAAACCUCCUCCUUACAAGCUCGCCCACCACGCAAACCAAACCCAAAUCUCGCUCAAAAUGCUUCCCUCCACCAACUCACCGAACCUAAACAUCCUCCCCACAGGAUCCUUCCCCACCUGGUGGCCGCCUCUUCCACCUCCAUCUACCUCAGCAGCCUCCACCGUUCCCUGUCUCCCUCCAUGCACACUAACCCGCGUCCUCUGGCCAGCCUGCGGCUGCAGUUACAUCACCCGCGCCAUCCACGCAUCUCACUGCCCCAACUCCAAACCUCCUUCCUCCUCCCCAUCUCGAUCCACCCCCAUCAGUACUAUCAGUACCAGUACUAUUACCAGUCCCGAUACCAAUAUCAAUACCAAUCCCUCAGAUCCCUCCACAUCCACCCACGACACACGCCCCCUCCCGUGGGGUUGUUCACGCAUCACCUCCAUCUACGAGAUCCGCGACCCGCCAGACCUUGAGCGCGAACGCCAAAGUCAAAGCCAAGAUCAAAGCGAAGGCGAAGGCUCCGACAACGACAACUACAACGACAACGACAACACCACCGGCCUCUGCCAACCCUGCGCCUCCCUCCGCCUCAUCAACGCCCCGCGGCCCCUCCCCGACUGGGCCACCGACCGCUGGCCCGACGAAAAGUACAACAUGGGACGUCUCCUCCCCCACGACAUCUCCAGCUCGCGGCUCACCCUCGAAGCCUCCCGGAUCCUCAGCACCUUCCAGUCCCGCAUCGCUAAGCAGACAUCCGCCCGGGAAGCGGAAGUAGCAGCCCGGGAAGAGGAGAUUGCUAAGGCGUGGUAUGAUUUCAUCUAUGUGCAUGGCGGGCCACAGGAGGAGUGUGAGGAGAGGGAUGUGCGGUUUGGCGUUGUGGAGGGGGAUAGGGUGCAUGUGUUUUGGAUGGAGAGGGGGUGGAAUGUGUGUAGUGGGGGGUUGCCGGGGUAUGAGGUGGUGCAGUUGGGGGAUCCGGCUUGGAUGCUGAAGGGGGGUGGGUGGUAUAGUGGGUUUUAUUAUACGUAUGGGGCGCCGCAUUUGAGGGUGGAGGGCGGAGGAGGAGGAAGUCGGUGA